GCUUGCCUCCACCGCGAACGCAAUGCAAUCGUCGGAAAGAGAAGAUAUUCGUCGUAAACUGUGAAAGCAACAUGUCGACUGAGACGACGCCAUUGACCAAGUCACCCGGUGGUAUCUCUUCGCCUCCUUAUUACAUCGGGCACAUUAACCAUUUCCACACAAGGCGCAAAAGGGAGCAUCGCCAAAUAUGUGUGACCUUUGUUAUCGUACUAUCGAUUUUCGUGAUGACUCUCGUGGCAACCAUCAGCUUCUCGAUGAAGGGUGCCAACGAGCAGAACAACCUAACGACCCAAGAAAACUCAACAGUAACUACCUUGAAGUCAACCUGGUCCACCCCAUCCUCAAAAACGGAUGAAAUACAACCCCUCUCCCAGGCUCUGUCCUUUGAAGAACAAACUGAGGCCAUUACAGCAGGCGUAGAGGCAAUGGAAGCCAGACGCCUAGCAGAUACUUCUACGAGACAUCUACCGUCUCCAUCGGCCAAUUCCAGGCACCAGUAUGCCGUCAGAACGAGCGUUUAUGCAGGCAAAUUAGCAAUGGCAGGAGUCGGGGAAAUAGCAGCUACAAAGAGAAUAGAAAGCGUCCGCACCACCCAAGGGAAACCCACUUCUGUUGGUAGCUAUUUCGACGCUGGUUGGGCACCAGCCGGGGCCUGCAAAGAGUUCGCCAAUCUGGACUGCAGUCUAAACAAGUACCGAACUUAUGACGGAACCUGUAAUCAUCCUAAGCAGUUUGGAUCGUCAUUGAGUGCCUUCCUAAGAGUAGUUCCUCCAGAUUACGCCGAUGGUGUCGAUGCUCCCAGGAAGGGGAUGUUUGGGGCCCCUUUGCCGUCAGCUCGCCAGGUGAGCUUGCAGGUGCAUCCACCAUCUCCUAGCAGUAAUCCAGGAUUCACCGUGAUGCUGGCGGUUUUCGGCCAAUUCCUGGACCACGACAUCACCAGCACAGCUGUCAGCCAGGGGAUAAACGGCAGUUCUUUGGCCUGCUGUCCACCCUAUACUAGUCAUCCGGAAUGCUUCCCGGUGUAUGUUGGACCUGGUGAUCCCGUUUACGAUGUUUCUGGGAGCUCGUGCAUGGAGUUUGUUCGUUCUGCACCGGCUCCUCAGUGCAAAAUCGGCCCUCGACAGCAGUUUAAUCAGGUGAGCGCAUUCAUCGAUGGAUCGACGAUCUAUGGAUCGGACUUUUAUUCAGCGAACAACAUACGAGAGGGAAUCGGCGGAUUGCUAAAGAUGCAAUUGACGCCGGACAACAGGACUCUUCUUCCACCUAGCACCGAUCCAAACGACGGAUGCAACAGAGAUUUGGAACGUUGGCGUGGUCGCUACUGUUUCGCAGCUGGUGAUGGCAGAGCCAACGAGAAUCUUCACCUGACGACCAUGCAUCUGCUUUGGGCUCGCCAACACAACAGAGUAGCUUCGAAUUUGGAGAAACUAAAUCCCCAUUGGGACGAUGAAAAGUUGUACCAAGAAUCUAGGCGGAUAAUUGGUGCCCAGAUGCAGCACAUCGCUUACAAUGAGUUCGUGCCUAUAGUCCUAGGGGAGAAGGAAAUAACCCAAAGGAACUUGAAACCACUAAGUUCGGGCUACAGGACACCAGACACUUCCGACGUCAACCCAGCAAUCGCCAACAAUUUCGCGACUGCAGCUUUCAGAUUUGCCCAUACGCUUCUUCCAGGAUUAAUGAGAGUAACCGAUGUACAGAAGGGGACCGCGGAAUAUGUGGAACUCCACAAGAUGUUGUUCAAUCCCUACAGUCUGUACACACAGGGCGGGAUGGAGAGUUCCUUGAUGACUGCUAUGUACAACACCGUGCAGAAGACUUCAACGCACGUGACUUCUCAGCUGACGAAUCACCUGUUUGAGGAUCCACUGGCUAAUUCUACGGUGCCUUGUGGAUUGGAUUUGGUUUCACUGAACAUACAGCGAGGAAGGGACCAUGGACUUCCAGGAUAUCCAAUAUGGAGAGAGCAUUGUGGCUUGGGCAGACCCACGUCUUUUAGUGAUCUCAAUGGAGAAUUGGAUCCAGACGCGUUGGAAGCGAUUUCGAAGAUCUAUAACAAUGUUGACGACGUGGACUUGUACACUGGUGCAUUGGCUGAGAUUGUCAAGUCGGAUGGCAUUAUUGGACCCACUUUUACGUGUCUUAUUGCUGAUCAAUUUAGGAGGCUCCAGAGUGGUGAUCGUUACUGGUAUGAGACAUCUGAAACACCUCAGGCAUUUACUGAAGGACAAUUGACGGAAAUACGCAGAUCUUCCUUGGCGAAGUUCAUCUGUGAUUGUUCCGACAACAUAACGCAUGUUCAAGCUGAAGUGAUGCGCUCGGUUAGUGAUGAUAAUCCUAUCGUUUCGUGCGAAGACAUACCAGGACUUUCUUUAGCUACGUGGAAAGAAGAUCCUCCGAUAACUUUAAAGGAAUCCACAGGACCAUUGUCUCUGACACGACUGAAAGAAGAGAUCAACGAAACUAUUCAAGAUGCGAUUUCGUAUUUAAAUUCAAAGAAGCCACCUGUUGAAAGUGAGGGGUUAAACGGCAUUAGAAAUUACGUAAACGACUCGUUUGCAGACUUUAGAAGCGAACUUUCCACGGCAGUACAUCCGGUUUUACCAGGGACUUCUAAAUACAACGAGCUGACGUGUUACGUGGACAAUUCACUAAAGAAAUUGAAUAGCUACGUUUUGAAGCGAUCUACAGAAUUCGCAGCACCAGAUGAUUGCAUCGUAUUUAGGAACAAAAUUAAAGAGGAAUUGAUCGACACUGUAGAAGCUGCGAAAGUCGGGGCACCUAGUGUAGCUGAUUGGAUUGCUUUCAAAGAGAGAAUUAAGUCUGAAUUUGCGGACAUGAAGAGUCAGAUAAUAGCGAUGAACAAAGAGGCAUCUGGAUCAAAAAUAAGUAACACGUCUGUUCUAGAAUUCUCAGUGCUUAAGGACGACAUUAUUACGUUAAUGAAUGGAGCUAUUGAAAGAGUUAAAGAUAACGUGCCGCCUCCCGGCAGUCCAAAUCGAGGUGCGUAUUUAAACAACGUUAAAAUGCAAUUUUCAUCCAUUAAAGACUAUAUCCCACUUUCGAAGGAAGAAUUUCUUGCAAGAGAAACGAAAAUCGACGGCCCCACUGCGGCGGAUAAGUGGAAUGAUUUUAGAAGCAAUAUUGUAAAUACUCUUGAUGAGACUAUACUGAGUACCAAGGACGAAAUGCCUCCACCAGGGGAUCCAAAAUGGACCUCAUUUGGAGGCAAAAUGAAGGAUCUUUUCACGGACUUUAGAAAUCAAGUAGCUGCAAAGAGGCCAAUUGAAGCAACAAUUCCAAGCUGGACGUCUCCUAGUGAUUUCGUGCAGUUCAGGAUCGGUAUUGUUAAAAAUAUGAAUGAUGCCGUGGGAAAGAUGAAGGAUAAUAUGCCACCUCCUGGCAGUCCAGAAUGGGUUUCUUACCGAAAUGCGGUGGUCUCAGCAUUUGCUAUGACUAAGUACCAAAUUCCGGUCACAAACAUGGGCAAAGUCUUGAAAUCAUCAGCUGCUGUCGAUGACUUUGAUUGGGUUUCUAUAAAAAAUGAGAUAAAUAAGACUGUAAGCGAUGCAAUCGCCGAAUGUGAAUCCGGAACGUCGUCGCUUGAUGGCUUAAAAUGGCUGGAAAUUAAGGAUCAUUUGAACAAGUCAUUUAAUGCCCUACACAAUGAUAUUGCCUCUCUUAAACCAAAACCAUAUUUGAAAGAAUCUCCGAAAUUGACUGUGUCAGAUUGGACUGAUUUUAAAAGUCAGAUCAAUCAAUUGCUGAAGAAUGUGACUGAUUACGUCGAAGUCCACAAACCUCUUAAGGAAGCUACGGUCGAAGAUUGGGUUGCUCUGAAAAACGACUUAAAGAAUCAAUUUGCGACCAUUAAAUAUAAAAUUAUUGACAUUAAACUGAAAAAUCUAACGGCUUCGCUGAAAACUGGAGACGAGUCAGAAUGUGCAAAUGAGUUUUAUGCCGAUCAAUCUCUGCCGACAUCUGAAGAGAUUUUGAAACUUAAAAAAGUUACGCAAAAAGACUUCGACAUCGUCCAAAAGAAUAUACUCAAGAUUCCAUUAGUGGAAACGACGCCUGGGCUGAACAAAACUGACUGGAUUGCGUUUAAAAUACAAAUAAAAAAUAGCAUAAGAGAUUUAAUUAAGUCCUACAAUUACAGUGAUCCAACGUCUUGGUACGAAAUUCAAGAUUUCUAUAAAAAGUCCUUUGCUGAAAUUAAAAAUGAAAUUGACGCGAUGAAAAAUUCAACUAAAAGUGAUGACGUCGAGGCAAACGGUUCGACUAAUACCGUGUAUGCAAAUUAUAAAAGUAAUCUUCAGUCCGUGUUUAAAAAUUCGGCUGACCCGUCCGGCUGGAUAAAACUCAAAAGUAGUGCACCUGCGAUUCCAGAAAGUGAUUGGAUUUCUAUUAAGGGCAAAUUGAAUAACAGCAUUUAUGAUUUUUUCAAUUCCGUUAACCGCAGUGACCCAACAGCCUGGGUAAAGAUUAAAAAUUACUUUAACACAUCCUUUGCUGAUAUCAUAAAUCAAAUUAAUACCUUGAAGAAUUCCACUAAGAGCGACAAUACUGCAACUAUUGACUUAGGUUUAACUGAUGUUCCAUUUUUAUCCUCUUCUGCAAAAGCAGGAAGCACAUUCGACUGGACGAAAUUCAAAAAGGAUUCUAAAUCGAUACCCGUGAUACCAGGGGCUGAUUGGAUUGCUUUCAGAGAUAAACUUAACAGUAGCGUUAAUAGUUUCAUAAAUUCUGUUAAUCGCAGUGAUCCAACUACCUGGAUACAAAUUAAAGAUUACUUUAAUACAUCCUUUGCUGACGUCAUAAGUCAGAUUGAUGCCUUAAAGAAUGCCUCUAAAAGUGACAAAACAUCAGCUGAUGACUCGGUAGAUCCAAUUAAUUCUUUAUUAUUAUCCUCUUCUGCAAAAGCUGGCGGCACGUUCGACUGGACGAAAUUCAAAAAGAAUCCAAAAUUGACACCUGUGAAUCCGGCAGUUGAUUGGAUUGCUUUCAGAGACAAACUAAACGAUAGCAUAAAUAAUUUUGUUAAUUCUGUUAAUCGCAGUGAUCCAACUGCCUGGAUACAAAUUAAAAAUUACUUUCAAACAUCCUUUGGCGACAUCAUAAGUCAGAUUAAUGCCUUAAGAAAUUCUACUAAAAGUGACAAUACUGCAACUAAUGACUCGAUAGGUUCAACUGAUUCUCUACGUUUAUUCUCUACUACAAAAUUCACAAAAGGUCCUAAGUCAACACCUGUAACACCAGGAACUGAUUGGAUUGCUUUCAGAGAUAAAUUAAACGGUAGUAUAAAUAAUUUUGUUAAUUCCGUUAAUCGCAGCGACCCAGCUGCAUGGACGCAAAUUCGAGACUUUUUUAAAACAUCAUUCGCUGAUGUCAUUAAUCAAAUUAACGACAUUAAAAAUUGCACGAAAAACGGCGUUGCUACAAACAAUUUAAGUAAUUAUGCCGAAACUACGAGCAAUUUGAAAUAUUCACCUCCUUUUACGGAAUCGGUAAGUACUUUCAACUGGCAAGAGUAUCAGGCUAAAAUUAACGAAACGAUAUAUGAUAUGUUGAAAAAUUUAAGCAACAUUGAGGAAUCUCAAAAAAUGGAAACGGAGGCUCUUCAACAAAUCCUAGUCGAUACGCACAAGAAAUUUGCCGAUCUUAAUAUUGAUUCGUUGCAAAAUACAAUUCCUGAUCCUCCUAGCAAUUGGGUCACUUAUGUAAAUGGAAUUAACAAAACUGUAAAUGAUGCAAUACACCAAAUUAAGGCUAUAAAACUAACAGCAACCGACACCGCCUUGGAUGAAUAUAAACAAUACGUGGAUGGGUAUUUCAACGAGACACGUGAUAUUAUAAAAAAUAAGGAAAAUGAGAUUUCAACGUCAUCAGCAUGGACUUUAAGGCCGUUACUUUUUUCACACUUUUAUAGUAUUUGCGGCACAAUCUUCUUUACUUUCAUAAUUUGUACGCAAUAACGGUAAUUAUAAAAUAACGGGAAUACAAAGGUUGCAUUACUUAGGAAAGUACUUAUUAUGUAUACGGAUAUCUGGUAAGGAGGGAAAGUGAAUUUAAAAUAGAGUUUAUAAUGUAUAGUAGGCUUUCUAAACAAUGUAACACGUCGACAUAGGUAUUUUAUAUGAACAUCCAUUUACAAUCUACAUGGCGAAUUUUAUUCAAUAAGUCUCAGAAGAGAUUUGGGAGAAAUAAAUUGGAUCUCAAUGUU
Messenger RNA from Orussus abietinus, 6220 nucleotides. RefSeq lists its product as uncharacterized. NCBI's taxonomy places the organism in Eukaryota, Metazoa, Arthropoda, Insecta, Hymenoptera, Orussidae. Gene Ontology annotation, molecular function: peroxidase activity; heme binding. The transcript is spliced from 4 exons. Gene Ontology annotation, biological process: response to oxidative stress. The coding region runs from base 72 to 5972 and encodes 1966 amino acids. The record is from RefSeq and is a predicted model, not a curated record.